Messenger RNA from Puntigrus tetrazona (Sumatra barb), 1498 nucleotides. RefSeq names its product BAF chromatin remodeling complex subunit BCL7B b (gene bcl7bb). The record is from RefSeq and is a predicted model, not a curated record. Lineage: Eukaryota; Metazoa; Chordata; Actinopteri; Cypriniformes; Cyprinidae. Bases 39 to 749 code for a protein of 236 amino acids. The transcript has 6 exons.
AAAAAAAAAAACCCAAGAGGCAGCGCCACUGGCGCGUUAUGAAGUCUCGCGAGACAGAGACGAAGACAGGGCGAGAUCAAGUCGCAGACGGAGGAAGGCAAGAAAAAGAGGGAGAUCUUGACAAACUAAUAAAACCCAUUAAAAUGUCGGGACGGUCCGUGCGAGCGGAGACGCGCAGCCGUGCAAAAGAUGAUAUCAAAAAAGUGAUGGCGGCAAUUGAAAGGGUCCGUCGGUGGGAAAAAAAGUGGGUUACAGUGGGAGACACAUCAUUAAGGAUUUUCAAAUGGGUCCCGGUUACAGAGACUAAACAGAUAUACAAGCCUAAAGCGUCAGGGACUGCAGUGAGGGAACUGAAGGGCUUUCCUACAGAUGUAGUGUUGGAAAACGCCCGCUCUGUGCUACUGGAUUUUCAGGAUGACAACAGUAACCAGAGUUUCCUGUCAGAUGCCUAUCAGUCUAAUACCAAAGUAGACAGCAGCAGCAACUCCAGUCCGCAACAUGUCAGUGAGGCGGUGAGCCCUUCUCAUGCACCCUACUUCCGUACAGAGGAUUCCCAGCCACCGACCCUGGGACAGGAGACCAUGGAUGCAGAGAGAGAGGCAUCAACAACCAGCAGUGAGGUGACAGAUGAGCCCCCGACUCUAAUUAAAGAAGAUGUGUUAUCUCUCUCUACUCAGGAGGAAGAGGAGGUGAUUGGAGCCCCACCGCUCAAAAGAGUCUGCACUGAGCAAAACUCAGCUCUCAGCUAGCACCACCAUGCUGACCACCGCAGGUCAAAGGUAUAGAAGCAUUUCCGAAAGAGACUAAAAUUGAAGAGACUUUUUACAACCUGCCAAAUGCCUGAGAUUCACUUUUACAGUAUACGAUCAAGAAACAAAAGCUUGAAAUGUUUUCUUUUUUGUACAUUAAAAAAAGAUCAUCUUAGAUCUUGUCAGGUAUUUUCUUAUGAAGGUAAAGCAGUUUGUAUUGCAUCUUGAAAAUAAACUGCCAUAUUGCAUGUUUCUCAAUUUAAAUUGAGGAAGGACUUUGUCAGUAUAAUAAAUGUGACUGCAUGGAGUAAUAAGUGAUAUAUACAGUACGGCAAAACAGCUGAAUUUUAAACUGUUAGCUUGUUUUGCGUUUGUGGCAUUUCUAACUAUUUUAAAAAUAGGUUUUAUUGGCCUGUUUUAUUGAAAAAAUACUCAAAUACACACAUUUAGGGAUCUUUUAUAUAACAUCUGUUAUCCGUUUCUUGAUUUGUUUAUUGUUUUUCAAUGUACUGCAUCCAAUUACCAUACUUUUUAUUUAAAAAAAAAGAAGGAAUGGUUUAUAAAUGUUAAGGUCGCAGAUUUGUAUUUUUUAAAUACGAAGACUUUCACUUUCCAUAGUAUUUGAAGUUUUUUUUUUUCAAAUAAAAUAAAUAAAUAAAUAUCUGUGUAUGAUCCAUGUGAUGCUGCCUGUUAAAAAUGUACCUGGACAUUUUCACUAUACAGAUGGAAAUAAAACCUAUUUGGAUGUA